Messenger RNA from Chinchilla lanigera (long-tailed chinchilla), 1385 nucleotides. RefSeq names its product putative olfactory receptor 52P1. Gene Ontology annotation, cellular component: membrane. The record is from RefSeq and is a predicted model, not a curated record. Gene Ontology annotation, biological process: G protein-coupled receptor signaling pathway. The transcript is spliced from 2 exons. Gene Ontology annotation, molecular function: G protein-coupled receptor activity; olfactory receptor activity. Bases 236 to 1210 code for a protein of 324 amino acids. Lineage: Eukaryota; Metazoa; Chordata; Mammalia; Rodentia; Chinchillidae.
AGCUAAUCUCAAAACCCUGGGGGACAUUCCCUUGGUUACUUAAAGAGCUAGGUGAUGGAUCCUGAGUGCCACAAAGCAAGGAAUGAAGAGAUGCUGGGCCAUGAGUGCAGUCAUCCAUGGGGAUGCCUCCUGAAAUAUACACACACACAUAUGUACCCCCCCACCGAGCACGUCCGAAGCAGGUGUCUGGGACCAGCCGCCCUCUCUCUCACUGCCUCACAUUCAGGGUGCCACCAUGACCACUUGCAAUGCCACCGGCCGCCCAUCUUUCUUCAUUCUGCAAGGCAUCCCCGGGAUGGAAGACAAACACAGAUGGAUCUCGAUCCCCUUCUCCUCCCUUUACUUCAUCACCGUGCUGGGGAACUGCACCAUCCUCUUCACCAUCUCCGCAGAGCGCUCCCUGCACAAGCCCAUGUUCCUCCUCCUCUGCAUGCUGGCCCUCACGGACCUGGGCAUGUCCACGACCACCAUUCCCAAGGCGCUGUGCAUCUUCUGGUUUGGCCAGAGCAAGAUCAGCUAUGAAGGCUGUCUGGUCCAGUUGUUCUUCAUUCAUUCCAUUUCUGCCAUGCAGUCAGCUGUCCUGACCACCAUGGCCUUUGACCGCUACGUGGCCAUCUGCAAGCCCUUGCGCUACGCCACCAUCCUUUCCAAUAGCCGCAUUGGGCUCAUUGGCCUCGUGAGUUUGGUGAGAGCCAUCCUCUUUAUUCUCCCCAUGCCCAUCCUCCUCCAGCAUAAGCCCUUUCAUGCCAGUCGUGCCAUCCAAACCACCUAUUGCGAGCACAUGGCUGUAGUGAAGAUGGUAUGCGUGGACACCACAAUCAACCGCACGUACGGGCUGGUGGUGGCUUUUCUGGUUGUUGCGAUGGACAUCUCAGCUAUUGCUUCAUCUUAUGUGCUAAUCCUCCAGGCUAUAACACGCCUCUCUUCGAAGGAAGCCCACCACAAAGCCGUCAGCACCUGCACCACACACAUCUGUGUCAUGCUGAUCUCUUACACUCCCUCCCUUUUCUCUUUUCUUACUCACCGCUUUGGCCGAGCCAUUCCACCCCACGUCCACACGAUUCUUGGCAACCUCUACUUUCUUGUACCUCCCAUGCUCAAUCCCAUUAUUUAUGGAGUGAAGACAAAAGAAUUUCGGAACAAAGUGAUCAAAUAUGUUUCCUGGAUGAAGGCGCUGGUAACCAUUUCCCACGGUCAGAAACUUGCUUGAUGAUCCAGCAACUGUGACGAGGAAGAAGAUAAGUGUAUGCGGUUUGGGGGAAAUUUGUCUUGUGGUAGAAAUACAUCAUGCUGAUGGGUUAGGUACCAAAUAUUUUUUUGGACAGAGAAGCUAACACAUGAGAACUUCUUGGUCUCAGUAAUUCCGAGGCAAGGCAGUUAUCUUC